Messenger RNA from Anneissia japonica, 2814 nucleotides. RefSeq lists its product as uncharacterized. The transcript has 3 exons. The record is from RefSeq and is a predicted model, not a curated record. The coding region runs from base 451 to 936 and encodes 161 amino acids. NCBI's taxonomy places the organism in Eukaryota, Metazoa, Echinodermata, Crinoidea, Comatulida, Comatulidae.
GAACUAAAACACUAUUGUUCAGAACACACUGCAUCGCUUCAUUUGCGGAUCAGUGUCUAACCCUGUACUCAACUCGGUCUAUGUUAUUUUUAAUAGUCGACGUUUCGUUCAACGCGAUCUUGUAAAUAUUACUUGACCCGUAGUUUACUUACUGAUUAGUGCGUUGGCAUUCGUACGAAUUGUAUGUAAACAGUGACCGGUACACACAGAGUCUAUAUAAAUUUUGAUAAAAAAGAUAGUCGACAUUCUUCCGAGUUGUGGGAGUGAAAGAAAUGCACUGCAGGAUACAGGCUGCAUAAAAACUGGGCAGACGUCGUGGAAAGGGCUGCAGGAUUUCGUGUCGAAGAGAUAUCAAUCUUCAAACACCCUACCACAUAAUUUUUCGAAAUUGGAUGAGUUGAGGGCAGGUAUUGGUAGCAAGAAGCGUCGCAAAAUAUAAGCUACUUUACUAUGGAGUUUUUAUAUUGUUUCUUCCCUGAGGAGGCCGUCAAGAAUAUGGACGAACAGGAUAAUUUUAUCAGUUCACCGAAAUCAAAAGAGGAGGAUGAGAAAGGUGGCCCAUUGGAGCAACAGGAACAUGACACCAGCAUGAAAUUUCGAAUCAAAGAAGAAGUUUACCUGAAACCCGAUGAUGACAGCCGCAUUCAUUACAAAACAUCAAUGACAAUACCAGCAAACCCAGAGAUCGACGAAACCAUGUAUAAAUCUGAAGUAUAUUUCAUUCCAAAGUCAAACGAUACAUCCGAAUACUCCACAACCUUGUAUAUUUAUCCAAAACCUGAGAACGAGCCUGAAGAAGCGUUCAUUGCUCUUGAUGAGGACUUAGUUGACUCGGUGGCAAAAACACCGAUUAUUAUCGACAUGCCGAUGGGAAAGGGGUUGGAUGAGGAAUGGACAUGGUCAAGGAAGAUGUACGCAGCACUCGCACAGCAUUAAUAGGAUUUUCAAAAUGUCAAAUUAUUAUCUCGAGAUGUUGUUCAACAUGUUUGAUUUUAAUAAAACAAUUGCAGAGGCAAACAUCGGUUGGCAUAAUCGGUAAAACAGUUAAAAAUCUUUAGAUGAAUGUGUUGUAAGGACGCUUGGGAUGAUAUAAAAUUAAAUAUAUUAAUAUCAUUAAUUGUAUUAUUAUUAUUAUUAUUAUUAUUAUUAUUAUUAUUAUUAUUAUUAUUUGCCAUUGUUAGUAUUUUGAUGAAAAUUCAUCUCUCCACGAUGCUUUAAUUUAAAAAUUAAAUUUAAUCAUAUUAUGUAUUAAUAUCAUUAUAUAUUAAUAUUAUAUAUUGAAUGUCAUAUAUUAUUGUUAUUGUCACUGAUGUUGCUGUUAAUGUUACUGCUGCUGCCGUUGUCGUUCGUCGUCGUAGUUUUUAUCGUCGUUGAUAUUUGUGUACAAUAAUUCCGUGUGUCAGAGCGGAUCGACUGUGGAAAUGCACAUUGUGUUGACCGACGUUGUCCGCUUUUGGUUUUAAAGAAGUUUUUUUAAAUUAAAAUGAAACAUUGUUUAAGAUACCAUUAAAUUGAUAACUUAUGCGGUUUCUUUAAACGAGAAAUUCAAAGUUGAAUACAGUAUAAUGUUCUUUUUCCUAACAUUAAGAUAUGCGUCAUCCCAUAAUUGUUUUUGUACUUUACAAUAGUUUUAACAUUUGAUUCCCUUUUAAGAAUCCACUGGCAUGAUAUUUUCCGUCUGAUUUAGAAUUACAAUCAGAUUUUGUAUAGUGACAACGCUAAAUACGUAAUAUCUGUAGUGAAGCCUGAUCAGGCCUUGUAUGUGGUCGCAUGUCAACCGGCCUGUGCAGGUUAUAAUUGUAUAACACUUACUGAUAAAUGGCCGUACUACUAACUGCUAACUAUUAACGCAUAUAGCUUAAUAUAGGACACAAUAUUGUAGGCCUAUACAUAAAGUAGUCCUAUGCAUAUAUUAUUCAUUGAGGUCUAUUACCUGCAUGAACUAUAACGAAAAUACUAAUUUAAAUUGUUCUCAAUGUUCAUGAUACCGGGUAGGAGUUCCCCCUGUUGAUACUUAACCAUGUGUCUUUUCAGUGAAUAAUUUAUUAAGUCUGUGGACUUUUCUAGCCUCAUUGUGUAAAUAGCAUUUGAUGAGGCCAUAAGGAUAUAUGCUCCAGCGUUUGUUAAUAAUUAGUAUUUGAACUGAUUUAGGUCUAAAUCGAGUUCAUAAAUUCCUAACCACUCAGUGGCGGGUUCAAGAGGGGUGGGGCAGCCCCCCGCCCGCAAUUGUUCAAUAUUUUUUUUUUAAAUGAAGAUACAGUAUAAAGAAAAUUAUAUUCAAAGUUUAAGCCGCGCCUGAGAGUGCAAUUUCCGGCCAUCUAGAGGUGCCAUAAAAUUUUCUUACUCACCUCACCCCCAACCAUGGUGGGGCUGAGGUGAGAAAUAAUCCAUUUGUGAAUAUACCUCCCCGGGCCCCCUAUAUUUUGAAUUUCUGGAUCCGCCACUGACUAUCACUUUAACCGAAAGGUCCACUGGUUAAUCUCACAUAAGAAAGUAUAAUACAUCUCCAAUUGAAAUAUACGCCGUCGUGUUGGGAUUCAAUAUUUCGAGAUUAAUUAUGUCUUCAUGAAUUAAUGUCGAAAUAUUGAAUCCCAACACGAUGACGUGUAUUUCAAUACUUUGGAGUAUGUAUUAUACUUUCCUAUCACUUUAAGUUAUUGAAAGACAACCAGGGUUGUUACCUUGUACAGUACCUUGUAACCUUUAGUUAUUAAUGAUAUUUUAUUAUCAAUCACUGGACCAUUACCCUGGAGCGCCUCUGUUUAUAUUCUAAUAAAUAAACAAAAAACACCAUGGUGUUUUGAUUCAAUGAGA